This is a messenger RNA of Talaromyces proteolyticus, 981 nucleotides long. RefSeq names its product RING finger domain protein. The transcript has 2 exons. NCBI's taxonomy places the organism in Eukaryota, Fungi, Ascomycota, Eurotiomycetes, Eurotiales, Trichocomaceae. The coding region runs from base 1 to 981 and encodes 326 amino acids. Gene Ontology annotation, molecular function: zinc ion binding. The record is from RefSeq and is a predicted model, not a curated record.
AUGGCUGCAGCUCCCAGGGACGUCCCGGCUUGGACAUGGCGGGAUAUUCUUCCCCAAUCUCUAGCUGGAAUCUCUCCUGAGGAUCCUCAGACGCACACGGAAGCUGCUGAUGCUACUGAAACCACACCAAACAGACAUGCACAUGGCUACCCCCCGCGAACAUGCCGUAUCUGCUUAGACACCGUCUACCCAACCACCGAACCGCCAUCAGAAUACUUACCAGGCUUUCUUCAGUCAAGACCACGUGUCUUCUAUGUAUCUCCAGACCCAGAAUUCGGCCGGCUCCUACGACCGUGCAAAUGCAAAGGGUCUUCUCGCUACGUCCACGAGGGCUGCCUGCAGUCAUGGCGGCAUGCAGACCCCAGCUAUGGAUCACGGAACUACUAUCAGUGUCCGACCUGCGGCUUCAAGUAUCGGUUUCAAAGGGUAGUAUGGUCUCGGUGGAUUGCUAGUACAAUGGCACAGGUCGUGCUCACGUCAUCAAUUCUGUUAUUUACCAUCUUUUUGCUCGGUUUUGUUGCUGACCCUAUUAUUAACCUCUACCUCGAUCCUUUGGAUACCAUCAUUGACUCUGACUACUGGGAUCCGACAUAUGUUGCCGACAUACCAGAUCUCUAUGGGAGGGCUACUUGGGCGGACCACUUCCUCAAAGGCCUUGCUUCUUUAGGAGUUUUGUCAUUUGUAAAAGCUAUUCUUGCUGUAUCUCCCUUCCAAUGGUGGCGUCUACGCGGCACUGGCCUGGGCAGUAGCGGUGGUCGAAGAACCGGCCGAGACCGAAUUGCCUCCAUCGGCUGGCUUGUCAUCCUCAUUGGAGUGGGCACAUUCUUAUUAGCUGUAUACAAAGGCGUUCGCCACUGGGCUCGCAAUACAUUAGAGAAGGCCAGUGAACGUGUUCUGGAUGUCCAAGGAGAAGAGGAUGACGAAGGUGAAGAAGUCGAGCCUCCACCCGAAGCCUCCGAUCACGAUAAGAAAGAUGAAUGA